Molecule: messenger RNA, 1298 nt
Organism: Vitrella brassicaformis
Lineage: Eukaryota; Vitrellaceae
Source: the annotation of a GenBank genome assembly
CCGCCUUGAGCAGUGGUCCACCGAUCUCUCAAGUUGCUAAUGAAAGUCGCUCGCUGCCUCCCAGUCUGACUCGUCCACCCAUGCCAUCCAGGUGUCUGCUCAUUUGUCGAAUAUGCCCUUGACGUAUUCCUUGCCCUUUUCCCUCCACCCCUUCGUCUGCCACAGACGGUCAAUCUCCUCUUCGGCACCAUACAGACUCACCUCAACCGCACCACCCUCCUCUGCAGCCAUUCACACAGAAACACAUGGGCAGUGAGUGGUGUCUCUGUCUGUCCGUCUGUGUGCCGGGUGGGUGGGUGGGGGGAGAUGGCUUCUUUGUCCUCACCUUUAGACGGCUGCAGCUGCACACGCACCGCCUCUUCCCUCUCGGCGUUGUCAGUGUAGUACUUACCUGAGCACAUCGCCACACCACACACUCACACAGUCGACAGGAUGCAAAUCAAUCUGCCUUCGCUGCUGACCGGCGAGUGGGCUUGCGAGCGUUGCGAGGAACCACAAAUUGCCGAGUCCCUUGCCCUUGCCCAGUGCGCUCUCCUCUGCCACAAUGAGCACCAGUGCCAGUGUGGCCAGCGAGAGGAAGGUCAUGGCCGUGAGGAAAAGGGCCUGACCCCUGUCGGGCCGGUACAAACCUGCAUAGGCACAUACAUAAAUCAUGUGUGGCGCAGAUACGACGAGUGAAGAGCAGCAGGGCAGAUGUCUGUGUGUGUGUGUGUGUGCUCCAGGCCUGUAGACCUCUGAAGAUGAUGUAUUCUUCUGAGGGCUCUGGGCGGUAGUUGAGGUCAAGGAAGUGCCGAUAGACCUGGUUAGCCGUGUCGUCCAUCGUCGACGGCGCAAGGUAGAUCUGCACACAACCAACCACAAGACCGACCAACUCGUGCAGCAGACGCCAGCCAACAACCACCCCAGCGCCGCCCUGCCCGCUCACCUUGCUGACCAUCUUUGACUUUGUCGAGCGCUUGAUGAGCGACCACAGGCCAGGGAAAGACAGCACAUAGAGGAACAGCGUGGCGAAGUAGCUGGCCUUCGAGUAGCCGCUGCCCUCCUGUGUCAGCGCCGAUGUCUGCGCCUCGGCUAUGCUCGACCACAGCAGGGGCGCGAUGGACAGCACCGACGAGCCGAUGCUGCCGGCGGGAUCUGCCGCAACAGGGAAGGGGAAGAACUCAUGGGUUGGAUGUGCCGACCUCGGUGUUGUUGGCUUUGGCGGCCUCGGUCGGACUGUGAGUCUCGGAGGUGAGAACGCAAGCGCAGGAGUGCAGACGAGCAGGCAGGCAACACUGAGAAGCUUCAUUUUGCAGGAG